AUGAUCACCCUGGGCGCUCAGGAAGCAUCUCAGGGACCUUCACAUUUCUCCAAUGAGGCCAGCCGCCCAAGCUGUGCAAAACCUUUCCGCUGCCCCAUGACGUCCCCCAGCGCCGCCCUCUGCACGGCCGUGCGCUCUGGCGACGUCACCGCCACCCGCACCCUACUCGCCGCUCUGCCAUCAUCAGCGCCCUGGCCCCAAGAUGACGACGGGCACUCCGCCCUCCACUGGGCUUCCAUGUCCGACAACCCCGCCAUCCUCCCCUUGCUUCUAUCGGCCCUUUCCUCCACGCGCCCCGUCGAUCUCCGCGCCACUGCCCCCGCCCAGGCAGGGCAGACCCCACUGCACUGGGCCUGCGUGUCAGGAAACGUUACCGCGGUGCAAGCCCUGCUGAACAGCGGCGCCGACCCCGCCGCCACAGAUGAGAAGGGCUACACCGCCGCCACACACGUCGUGCACUAUGGCAGAGUCGACCUGUUGCACAUGCUGACUCGUACUUGCCCGUCGCUCAUGGCGAUGGCGGAUCGGGAGGGGCACACGCUUUUGCAAUGGGCCGCGUACCAUGACCACGCUGGCGUCGUCGUCUACUUGCUCAAAGUUCGCUGCGUAGAUCCGAGCGAGCCGGACGCAUCUGGCAUGACCCCAUUGCACCGCGCCGCGCAACGCGGCCACUCGGUCGUCUCGGAGCAUCUGCUGAGAGGGGGGGCCGACUUCACUGCAAGGAACGCAGCCGGGAGGACGCCAGAGGAGCUUGUGGAGACCCCCCGGGGGCGCACGAAAGCCAUCUUGCGCAUGUGGAGGAUGGGGAAGCUGACAACGGCAAGACCAGUGCCUACAAGGCACACCCUCACGAAAUACGGACUCGUUUUGUUUUAUUGGGUGCUUUUGGUGGUGUCCUUCGUUAAGUAUCGCCAACUAUUGUAUGGGGCAAUGCCGGUCGGGGUGGGGAUGAAUAUUGUUUUUCAUGUGGCGCUGGUCGUGUCUGCGAGCUUGCAUCUCGCCUCCACGUUUGGAGAUCCCGGGGAGAUUGCCCAGGGCACCGCGGAGACUUGCAGAGCGUAUAUUGAGAAGGUAUUGGCAAACGGGACUUCCGAAGCUGCCCUCGUACCGUCUGCAUAUUGCUUCACUUGUCUUGCCCCGCGGCCGCCGAGGUCGAAGCAUUCGAGAGAGAGGGACCGCUGCGUCAGGAAAUUUGACCACGAGUGUCCGUGGGUAAACAACACCGUGGGCCUCUACACCCACAGGACUCUGCUACUCCUCGUUCUGAGCACGUGUGGCGGAGAAUGGGUUUUCAUCUACCUGGUGAUUAAUGGUGUUGCCAAUUCCCCGGGAGUUACAACUGUGACGUCCGCUCUGUUCGCGAUGCCACUACUCUGCAUGGUGAUUGCUAUGCAUUUUUGCAUAUCGCUGUUUUGCGUCAUGCUGUUCCUGACGCACGUUCAACUAGUGGUACUGGCGACGGACAGUGGAGCUUCAAAACUGGACGCAGAGCACGCGAGAGCAAUUCCAGUCUAUCAAACUGAUGAAAGCGACGAAUUGUUCUAUGCGAGAAAUUCGUAA
This is a messenger RNA of Chondrus crispus (carragheen), 1560 nucleotides long. RefSeq lists its product as hypothetical. Gene Ontology annotation, molecular function: protein binding; palmitoyltransferase activity. The record is from RefSeq and is a predicted model, not a curated record. The coding region runs from base 1 to 1560 and encodes 519 amino acids. Lineage: Eukaryota; Rhodophyta; Florideophyceae; Gigartinales; Gigartinaceae. The transcript is spliced from 3 exons.